AUCAUGUGGCCUAUUGUUGUGUUUGUAGAUUGUCUGGCUGUAUGGUGGCAGAGGAAGGCUGUGGUUAUGUGUCUUCAGCUCUGAGUUUAAACCCCUCACACCUGAGAGAGCUGGAUCUGAGCUACAAUCACCCAGGAGAUUCAGGAGUCAAGCUGCUCUAUGAAAACCUGAAGGAUCCGAACUGCUCACUGGAUAAACUCAAUGUGGAUCAUGGAGGAGAAUCCAGGAUUACAGCAGGACUAAAGAAAUAUGCCUGUUUUCUCACACUGGAUCCAAACACAGCAAGCACUGAACUCAGUCUAUCUGAGGAGAACAGAAAAGUGACAGGUCUGAGAGGGAAACAGCCGCAUCCUGAUCAUCCAGACAGAUUUGAUGUGUGUCAACAGGUGUUGUGUAGAGAGAGUGUGUGUGGACGCUGUUACUGGAAGAUUGAGUGGAGUGGAUAUUAUGUGCGUAUAUCAGUGUCAUAUAAAAGCAUCAGUAGAAAGGGACGGGGUUAUGAGUGUUUGUUUGGAUAUAAUGAUCAGUCCUGGAGUUUAAUCUGCACUCGCUCCAGUUACUCAUUCGUACACAAUAACAUAGUGACCGAUCUCUCUGUGAAGCCCAUCAGCAGGAGAAUAAAAGUGUAUGUGGAUCACAGUGCAGGAACUCUGUCCUUCUACAGCGUCUCUAACACAACGAGCCUUAUCCACACAUUCCAGACCACAUUCACUCAGACGCUCUAUCCUGGGUUUUAUGUUGAUUAUGGAUCAUCAGUAAAACUGUGUUGAUGAAUCAGAAGAGACUGACGAGAGAUUCUACCCAUAAUGUUUUGAGCUGCAUGAUAAAUCACUGACGGUAAGAUGUUAUAGAGUCUCUUC
Cyprinus carpio (common carp) is the source of this 860-nucleotide messenger RNA. RefSeq names its product stonustoxin subunit beta-like. The coding region runs from base 42 to 770 and encodes 242 amino acids. NCBI's taxonomy places the organism in Eukaryota, Metazoa, Chordata, Actinopteri, Cypriniformes, Cyprinidae. The record is from RefSeq and is a predicted model, not a curated record. The transcript is spliced from 3 exons.